UCGCCGCAGCACCCAGUGUACCAGCUGGACGCUCAGCUAUUUCUGCUCUUAAUUCAACGGAUCCCUAGAGCGACUGACCAUACCUCUGCGUACCGAACGUCUACAGCAGCAAGUUUUUCUCUCCGUCAUCUCAAUUCCGUCUGCGGGCUAGCUGAAGCUUACCGGAUUCCGAGCGCCGCCCGAAAUGUGGAACCACUUCAAAAUCACGGAUUAUCUGCGGAGAAUGGUGCGCCUCAAGGAUCUCAAAUCAGACGUUCUUGACACGAAUCUCAGGAGAUGCUUGUCAACCUUGGAUGUGGCCUUCCUCGGCAUCGGGAAUAUGCUUGGCUCAGGCAUUUAUGUCCUCUCACCUGAAUUGGCGCGCGAUUACACCGGUCCAGCUCUCGUCAUUUCCUAUAUGAUCGCUGGGAUCACAUCUCUAUUCGCGGCUCUAGCUUAUGCCGAAUUCGCGGUGCGAUAUCCUCGGGCUGGAUCUGCGUACUCGUACACUUACUUCUCCGUCGGCGAAUUGAUGGCUUUCUUCGUUGGUUGGAAUGUGAUCAUGGAAAAUGUGCUUUCUCUAGCAGUCAUCGCGAGGUCGUGUAGCGAAUACGCCGAUUCGCUGGUCGGGGGAGCUAUAUCCAACAUGACGAUCGAGGUGUUCGGUACCCUGGAAGCAGGUUCUGAUGGUUUCAUUGGUCACUAUCCCAACGUCUUGGCAGCGAUGAUUCUAGUGGCUUUCCUCGGUUUCAUGAUGCUGGGCGCCAAGGAAACCUCGUGGCUCAAUAAUAUCCUCGUUUUCAUCAACAUCGCUGUCAUAGCUGUGAUUCUCGGCGUGGGGGGUUGGUUCGCUGAUCUCCGCAACUGGGAGUAUAGAGAAGGAGAUCCGAAACCGCAGGGAUUCAUAAACGGAUUUCUGCCUUUCGGUUGGAAAGGUGUUUUCGCCGCCUCAUCCCAAUGCUUCUUCGCUUACGUGGGAUUCGACGGGAUGGCAGCGGCUGGAGAAGAGGCACGCGAUCCCAAGAAAGCGAUCCCAGCGGCCACUUUCAUCACAAUGUCUGUUGUUUCAGUCGUGUACAUUGCUGUUUCGGCAGUUCUCACCCUCAUGUUGCCAUACUACAACAUACACCGGAGCUCAGGUAUUCCCGAUGCUCUUGGAUACCAUGAGGUGGCGUGGGCGCAGGCCACCGUCUCGAUCGGGGCGAUGAUUUGCAUGGCUACGGCAAUCAUCGGUACAAUUUACGGAGUAUCCCGAGUGAUCUACGCAAUGGCCGAUGACGGUUUGCUGCCGACGGCUUUGCAGAAAACCUAUCGUAAAGUUCCAAUUAUAUCCAUGCUCCUCGGCACUCUAUUCGCGGCGGCUACGGCUGUGGUGUUCAAUGUUGGAGCGAUCAUAGAAAUGCUCUCGAUCGGGACACUUUUCGCGUAUCUUCUCGUGGCUUUCGCUGUUCUGGUCGUACGCCACACGGAAGAAGAUGAUGCUGAGGAGGUCAUUCGCGACAAGGAACGGACUCUCGCUCUCAAGCCGUGGGCCGGGCGACUGAGGUGUCUGUACCCAUCCGGAAUCAGCCAGCGAGAGCUGGUGAUGUGCGUCCUCGUCCUUGUUCUAAUUUCCUCGUUCGGAACUGGUUUCGCUCUUCACUCGUCACUCGGUCUGACCGCUCGUUCCUACAUCGCUGGAACCUGUGGAGCGUCGAUUCUCCUGUGCGCGGCAUUCCUCUAUCCUUUGGCUGAGAGGAAAAAUGACGAUAAAUACAAGAUGCCUUUGGCACCUCUCCUCCCGAUUGUCAGCAUAUUCUGCAACGUGUUCCUGAUGACAACGCUGAAAGAGGCAGCCUGGGAGCGUUUGGGUUAUUGGAUGGCUGCCGGAUUCGUGCUUUAUGUAUCCCAUGGCAUUCGUCACAGUAAGCUCGGCGAGCACCGGGUGGGGGUAUUCGAUCACAGUAGCGUCGAGUAA
This is a messenger RNA of Galendromus occidentalis (western predatory mite), 1936 nucleotides long. Its product is annotated as cationic amino acid transporter 4. Lineage: Eukaryota; Metazoa; Arthropoda; Arachnida; Mesostigmata; Phytoseiidae. Gene Ontology annotation, cellular component: plasma membrane. The record is from RefSeq and is a predicted model, not a curated record. Bases 185 to 1936 code for a protein of 583 amino acids. Gene Ontology annotation, molecular function: amino acid transmembrane transporter activity. Gene Ontology annotation, biological process: transmembrane transport; amino acid transport. The transcript has 10 exons.